AUGAAUGCUUCAAAGUUAAUGAAUUCCGUGGAUAAAAAUCACAGAGAGAAGUGUGACAACAGCAAUUUCCAAAUCAAUCGAGUCCAAGCUGCAUUCCAAGCUUCUUUGACAAAGCAUGAAGAUAUUUUACUUAAAAGCUAUCUUGAAGGAUGGACAGAACUCCAAAAAUUUAUCGACGCACUUGGCACCAUAUUUGGAUUUAUAUCGGAAGAAGUUACCAGCAAAAUAGGAAUACUCAUUGAGCAUCAGCAGGGAGUGCAUGGAAAGGAAUACAUCUCCAUGAGGUCCAUGAUAAAUUAUGAAUUAACAAAUAAUGUGGUUAAUUUUCAUGAACUUCCCAGAGACCGUCUGCAAUCCGGCUGCCGCACUUUACUCCGUCUCCACCGAGCACUGCGGUGGCUGCAGCUCUUCCUUGAUAACAUAAGGACCAGCUCUGAGAAUGACUCAAUGUCCAUCAGUUGCGCAGAAGCCUAUGAACAGUCCCUUGCUAAAUAUCACAGCUGGAUUAUACGAAAAGCUGCUGGGAUUGCAUUCCUCGCCCUUCCAGCACGGACAGAGUUCCUUCAGAUACUGUGUCUGGAAGGCAGCAAGGAGACCAAAGACAAACUUUGGAGUGCUGUGAAUUUGAUUGAGAGAGUUUAUAAUGUUACACAAGUAAUGUAUGCACAGUAUAAUAUGCUUGAAUUACCUUAG
Messenger RNA from Hemiscyllium ocellatum (epaulette shark), 693 nucleotides. Its product is annotated as ceramide-1-phosphate transfer protein-like. The record is from RefSeq and is a predicted model, not a curated record. Gene Ontology annotation, molecular function: ceramide 1-phosphate transfer activity; ceramide 1-phosphate binding. Lineage: Eukaryota; Metazoa; Chordata; Chondrichthyes; Orectolobiformes; Hemiscylliidae. Gene Ontology annotation, cellular component: cytosol; membrane; cytoplasm. The transcript is spliced from 2 exons. Gene Ontology annotation, biological process: ceramide transport; intermembrane lipid transfer. The coding region runs from base 1 to 693 and encodes 230 amino acids.